UUUGUGACGUGUGUGCGCACGGCCUGCCUGGGAGUUCUGACUGGGCCCGCGCGAGCGUUGUCAGUUAGUGGCCGGUAGGUGGGAAGUGUCCAUGGCCUUGACCGUGCCCGUGCCCGUGGCCCGAGCUGUUCUCCGGUUCGUCUUCCGAGGAGCUGCUGUCGGUCCAAUUGCCUGUUUCCCUUCCAGGUGGUUGUCUGGGCCCUGGAGUCACUGUCAUUCCAGAUCUGUAAGGGCAAUGUCAUCAAGAAGGAAAAUAGGCCACCUUGAAAGGACAGUCAACAAUUUCCGUCAAGAGAUGAUUGCUGAAGCAAAAGUCUGUGGAAUAGUUCAGGAAUCUGAAACAGUUAAAAGACUACGCCUUGUCAUCAUGAAUAAAGAUUUUGCUUUCAAAGCAGGACAGUGGGUAGAUUUCUUCAUACCUGGCAUUUCACAAGUUGGUGGCUUUUCUAUCUGUUCAAGUCCGGGACUGUUGGAGAGGGAGAGUGUAUUGGAAUUGGCAGUAAAAUACAGCGAACAUCUGCCUGCACACUGGAUUCAUACUCAGAAUUUGUUAGUGGCUGGCAAGGCCAGUAUUUAUUACCCACUCCAAAGACCUUCAAGAAGUAAUCAUGCCCUCUUGAACUACUGCAGGCCAGGAGGUACCAAACAAGCUUCUUGCCUAGUCCUGGAUGGUGUAGAGCUUCUUCAGUAUUUUUGGAGCUACAUUCAUCCAGGUGGAGUGGGCAUUAAUCCCUUGUAUUCCAUACUGUUGCACGUCGCAGACCUCCACAGAAUGCAAGGAAACAAGCCUUAUAAAUACAAACCAGGAUCAGUGCAGCUGUACUAUAGCGCCAAAAACACAGAUGAACUUCUUUUCAAGAGAAGCAUCAUAAACCUGGCUAAAGAGUUUUCUGGAAAAAUGAACUGUAAUUUUCAUGUGACACAACAAAGUUUUGAAAUAUCUCGAAAUAUGCAACCUUAUGUGACAGCUGGAAGAAUAUCGGAAAGGACUCUAGCACAUGUAUCAAAGGAUAACCUCUGUUAUAUAUGUGGUCCACCUCCAAUGAUAGAGGCUGUUUCUCAACAGCUAGAAAAUCAUGGUGUUCCUAAAGAGAGUAUCAUUUUUGAAAAGUGGUGGUAGUGCAAACUGAAAAAGGCAGUUCCCUCAACAUUAUGAUGUGUUCUGAUAAUCAGAGUUAUAACUUUACUCCAGCAUUGAAUAUCAAUCCCUGGUUGUUCUUUGAUUCCAGAACCACUAGAAAUGCUGGAGGCAGUACUCGACGUUGGAAGUUGAAAUCAAUAUAAUUGGGUUUAACGCUAUUGUUGUGGUGAAUUGUCCGUGGAAUUUUAAAUCAUGAAUAUUGCUGUUAAAUUCCUGUUGUGAAAUAUAUAAAAUCUUAAAAUAUCCAACAGUAGAAGUUGACAUCCUCUUUUUACUUUCUAACAUUACAAAAAUGCAAAUUACAUAAUAUUUCUGAGUUGUGUUAUACACUGAACCUUUAGCUGAAGCUGCAUUAGUUUUAUAUCAAUGCAAAAUGAGUUAUAUUGACUCAAAUGGAAUUGAACAAUCCAGGAUUUGUACCCCAAUCUAACAUUCCCAUGUGCACCGAAGACCAUUUCUAAUAAAUAGUGGGUAAAUGACGCAUCAAGUAAAAUACAGUGCAAAAUCAGUGUGACCAGGAAAGUUGCUAUGGACUCGUUGACUGUUCAAGGGUGAGAAGUACUUGACUUGUUACUUUGACAUGCAAACUCAGCCAUCAGAAAGCAUAACGUGGACCCUGUGAAACACCAUCUGCCACUUGCACAUUUUGCUGUUUGAAUACGCGUUGCAGACAUUUGUUUGAAAUUUCACAGAAUGUGGUCAUUUUCAAAUAAAGUAUGUUUGUAUUAGAA
Messenger RNA from Stegostoma tigrinum, 1872 nucleotides. RefSeq names its product oxidoreductase NAD-binding domain containing 1 (gene oxnad1). The record is from RefSeq and is a predicted model, not a curated record. Gene Ontology annotation, molecular function: oxidoreductase activity. The coding region runs from base 92 to 1120 and encodes 342 amino acids. Gene Ontology annotation, cellular component: mitochondrion. The transcript is spliced from 8 exons. Lineage: Eukaryota; Metazoa; Chordata; Chondrichthyes; Orectolobiformes; Stegostomatidae.